Molecule: messenger RNA, 3750 nt
Organism: Pieris brassicae (large cabbage white)
Lineage: Eukaryota; Metazoa; Arthropoda; Insecta; Lepidoptera; Pieridae
Gene: ova
Exons: 1
Coding region: 254-1627 (457 amino acids)
Source: RefSeq, a predicted model, not a curated record
UCGUUCUUUCUCUCUUUAGUGGAUAAUCGCGCUUGCUUGUUAAUUUUUUAAUUAUUUUGAGAGCGAAACAAGUUAUCAAUUUUGAUAAUUUAAAACUUGCCACUGUGAUUAUACUAAAUUAAAACUGUAACAAAGUGAGUGCUUUGUCUCGAUGCCAAUAAUGAAGUGUGAACCUACCGUUAUUCGAUUACCCAGUGCGAAAAUCAUAGCGACUAUGUUUCGACGACGAUGGUGACCAUAAGCGACUGCAAUCAUGAUCGCCAACUUGCCGCUGCUUUUUACGAACGGUAACCCAACAGAUCUCUCUAAAAUCACAUCUGCUGAUUUAGAGAAGUUCAUAACAUUUAUGGUAACAUGUUCUUGGGGUCAUGAUACUGCGAAAGAUAUCCGGCAGCCGCCUUGGUGGCCAAGAAACGUUCCUUUCUCGCACCCCUUCUUGAAACCUUGGAAAGUGCCGCAAGACUGGCUGUCGCGAUUAAAAAAUUUAGUGAAAAGAUGUUAUGAGUAUCACAACAGUUCGUUUUUGUUAGGGUUUUCUGCUCAUUUGGCACGAUAUCCUCGAAACAUUCUCACUUACGUCGACAACAACGAUCAUACGACAUCGCUUUACCACGCACCUUCUGGCCGUCUACUGGUGACAUUUCGCAAUGAGAAUGUAUUGUAUGAUAAACCAGCUGAUAUUUAUUUGUGUGACACUUGUGAUAGUCACUUUGACAAUGUAGAGGUUCUGAAAGCCCAUGAGAGACUUUGUAACAACAAGAACUUCAAGUCGGGUUCUUGUACAGGGACUUUAGAAGAGUUUCUCUCAGCAUUAAAACUUAAGCCUGCACAAGAAGACACUCAAAAUAAUGAUAAAACCCCUGAAAACUGUUUGGUUGGUGCUAAGCCAAGACACUCCCGCAGUACUGCAAAUGUGGAGAGGGGUCAUCCAUAUCCUUUUUCGUCAUUAGCAUAUACUAAGAAUGCUAAAAUUAAUGUAAAUAGGGAUACCAGUUAUUCUCGAGAAAGAACAGAAAGGUAUUGCUGUACAUCAACAAUUAGUAAAAAUGUAGCUAGUAAAGGAAGAAAUCAAACAUUUCCAGUUAGAUACAAAAGACCAAUAGAUUAUUGGCAUCGAAAACAUGUGUUCCCAAAUCAGCGGUAUAAGAAAAUACUUGAUUUAAAAGGGCAGUUGCUGGUUUUUAACUGUAGACCCAUUACUGUAAAUAUAGAAAGAAUGGGUCUGGAAAAGAUUCAGGAGUACAUAGAUAAUCUCAAAAAAGAAGCACUGAACAGGCAGUGUGAAGACAAAGAUGUUGUGUUCGUAGAGCCUGUAGUUGAACCUAUGCAUGUGGAUGUUAAAGGUACUGAUCCUUUAAAUAAAGCAGGCAAUGAGUGUGAAGUUAUUGAUCUAUGUUCAGACGAUGAAGAAUCUAGUGUAAAUGAGAACUGUGACCCCCGUGCGGGAACCACUUGUGUUAUUCGAGGAGGGGCUGUCCUGAGGCGCACAGCUGCUACACCCAAUGCUAUUCCUGCUGAGCCCUGUGGUGCUCGGGAGAAACCUAUAUCCUCUCUCAUUUUACAACCCCACCCCGUCAUUCUUAUUACACAUUCUUUGAACAAUUUACACACAAUAUCUAUAGAUUGAAUACAUUUUUAAUUUAGUUAUGCUGAUCUAAUAUUUAUUGUAAAUUAUUAACGAAAUAGUUCAUGUUCUCGCAUGUUUUGUUUCUGAAAUGCUAUUUUUAUUAUGGCAACAUCAUAAUAGCUGGCAACAUUUCUGUCAGUUCAAAAUGGCGGUCGCUUUGUUGCACGAAAUGGCCAUUGAUCAUAGUUUUAAAUAUAUUUUUAUUUUACAAAUACAAAGUAAAAAGUGCAUCUUACUUUUAAACUCAUACUUAGUUGAAAUAUAUCUAUACAUGACAUUCAAUGAUUUACUCAACAAUUUAAUUUACUGUUUUUAUUUUAAUGCUGUUUUCGUUGUUAAGUGUAGGUAGUCAAUAUUCUCAGGGUAAGAUUCAGAUGAAUUUUUGUGUUUCAUAACGCUAAGUCUCACUCCCGGACGUCAAAAAUGUAUCGGACUUUAAUAUGCGGGAGUUAGUCACGUUACUGAAUCCUACCCUUAAUGCAUAAUUAUGCAAUUCAAUUGAACAUGCCGGCAAAUAAACCUGUAAUUUUCAAGCAUUUUUCGUUAUUUUGUGUGGUUAACAGUUGGUGAUUUUUUGAUAAACAACAAAUUUUAAGUAUAAGAUUCCCAUUGUGUUAUUACGAAAGUAACGCAAAUAUAAGUUCAGUAUUCAUAGAGAUAAGAUCAUUUUUGUACGAAAAGCCUAUAUUUAAUCCGAAUUAAGAAUUAAGAUGAAUGAAGAUGCCGAUGUAGCAAACAUGCCGACCUCUGUGUUAUCAUUUUUAUAUUGUGAUAUUUAGCUAUAAUUUAACUCCAUCAAUAAGUUCCUUAAAGCAUUUCUUUCGAUCUUUCAAAAUGUUGACUCAAUGCUAUCAAUAAAAUGUGUAUUUAAUUGAUCAAAUUUCAUUUUUUUGUCGAGUAAUAAAAAUCCAUAUGUAAUUUGGAAAUGUCAUUGUGCACAAUGAUGCUGUGAAAAACAAUAUGGGCGUUUCGUUUCGAUUGGAUUUUUUAUUUCAAAAAUGUUUGGAAUUUCUAUCACAACUUACGCCGCGGGCAAACUUAAUUAGAAUUCAUAUUUUACGAAAAAUAUUUUAAAGAUCCUACGAUUAUUGUAGCCUAAAUGUUUGUAUAGCUCCUACACGGUACACGAUUGGUAAAUCGUACCAAACACAACAAAAAGUGUUAAGAAAAAUGUCUUCCAAACAAUACAGUUCAGUUUGCAAGAUUAUCACUAACUGUGAGAUCUACAGACUAAUGACAAACUAUAACUUCUGUAUGGAGUUUCAAGUCUUUUAUGACCCUGCUAUACCUUUAAUUUAUUGUUAAUUAUGUGCAAUUUUUGUUUAUGAAGUGUGCUUUCUAUAUAACUAAGCUCAGUCUUCCAUCACUAUAAUUGACUGGAAGUACGUUCUGUCAGUACUAAGAGGAAUUACGCCUUACGCGAAUUUCUAUAUUUUCAGACAAAACUUUUAUUUGAAUUAUAUUAAGCUAAAGAUUUUAUCCAGCCGUGGAUUGUUGAUAGGCAUUAAAUUUUUCAAUUUCAUAUGACUUGUUAUGCGGUACGGUUGAAUACGGGAAUUCAAUUCGAAACCGUUCCGAGAUUCCAACAAACUCUUUAAUACAAGAUCAGUAUAGAUUUUACAUUUAAAAUUGUAGUAAUAGAAAAAGUAAACUUCAAGUUUUAAUUUGGUUAAAGGAUGAAAAGGUAAAGCAAUAUAACUAAUAAUAAUAAUCUGUGGAGUUAUUAAAAAGUCAUAAAUGUCAUAACAACGAAUUAAACCUUUCAAAAUUGGAACGUGAAAGAAACAACAAAUUUGUUCUAAAUGGUCUAUAAUAUAACAAGAGGAAGAAAAAAACAGUUGAGGAUCAAAAUAUAUCGCAUCAUAUUAUGUUAUCUGUAUUUGCUCUGGAAUGUGAGUUGAGAGGUCGGCGGCUUUCCUCGUCUGAGCCAUAGAUGACGUCUUCAUCCGAGUCAUUGAUCAUAGAAAAAGCUGGAUUGUCUUUGGUUAUCGCUGUUUCUGUAAAUAACCAAUUUAUUAUAUAAAAAUAAAUAAUUUUGACUGACAGAAAUUUGUUGGUAAAUGUUUUAUUUUAAAAGCUGUACAGUUGUAUAUUAAUCUGAUAUUAAAUCGAUAAGUUGUGAA